This is a messenger RNA of Galdieria sulphuraria, 1356 nucleotides long. RefSeq names its product pyruvate dehydrogenase kinase. NCBI's taxonomy places the organism in Eukaryota, Rhodophyta, Bangiophyceae, Galdieriales, Galdieriaceae. Gene Ontology annotation, molecular function: pyruvate dehydrogenase (acetyl-transferring) kinase activity. The transcript is spliced from 3 exons. Bases 15 to 1256 code for a protein of 413 amino acids. Gene Ontology annotation, biological process: protein phosphorylation; regulation of glucose metabolic process. Gene Ontology annotation, cellular component: mitochondrion. The record is from RefSeq and is a predicted model, not a curated record.
UUUCUACUCUUUGAAUGACAAACCCUAAAGGAAUACAAUAUAUGCAAAAAUAUCAGAAUAUUCAGUGUAUCUGUUCUCGUUUUCAGAGUGGUUGGAGGAACCUAACCAAUAUUUCAAAAGCCUCUUUAGCAGUUGGUAAACCACGUUAUAUUGACCCUCAAGGCAACGACACUACACAACCUUCAAACUUGGAACAAGUAAAAGCUUUUGCCAGUAGAAAGCCUUCUCCAGUUACACUAAAGCGUCUUUUUGAAUUCGGUUCUGAGCCCAGUCCUAAGAAACUACUUACAGCAGCUCAGUUAUUACACCGAGAGCUACCUUGUAGACUUGCUAGAAGAGUCAUUCAGUUGGCUUCUCUUCCUUAUGGUCUAUCAGAUAUGCCCUCAGUGAAAGUAGUAAAGGAUAUGUACGAACGCUCUUUCAUAGACAUGAUUCAGUUUCCAAAGCCUUUGGAUGAAGAAGAAGAACUGAUAUUUACUGAACUGAUUCGAAAGAUAAGACAAAGACAUGAUAAUGUGGUCAAACUGAUUGCAAAAGGUAUUCUGGAGCUCAAGCGAUAUUGUGGAAAAGGAACAGAAGAUAUUUCUAUUCAUGAUUUUUUGGACCGUUUUUAUAUGUCUCGUAUUGGAAUUCGAUUUCUUAUUAGUCAACAUAUUGCAAUGCAUGAGCCUCGAGAAGGUUAUGUCGGCGUGAUAAAUGCACGUUGUCGUCCAGCUGAUGUGGCGGAAGAUGCAGCCAAUGUGGCAAAAAGUAUUGCAUAUCGACAUUAUGGUGAAGCACCGGAUAUUCAGCUACUUGGAAAUAUUUCUCUUUCGUUCCCUUAUAUUGAAGGUCAUUUGCAUCACAUGUUUUUUGAGUUGUUGAAGAACUCGCUUAGAGCAACUAUCGAAUAUCAUCGAGACUCGGAUAUUUUUCCUCCAGUGAAGAUUAUUAUAGCAGACGGUCAAGAAGAUGUCACAGUAAAGAUUUCUGAUGAAGGCGGUGGAAUUCCGCGUUCUGCUAUGAAUAAGAUAUGGACUUAUAUGUUUACGACUGUUGAUAUUCCACCAGAGCAAGUUUUAGAAGCAACGGAAGGAGGAGCAUAUAAAGGUCCGGAUGCUGACCCUAUUGCAGGAUUGGGUUAUGGACUUCCUCUUUCUAGAUUAUAUGCCAGAUACUUUGGUGGAGAAUUAAGUGUUAUGAGUAUGGAAGGAUAUGGAACAGAUGCGUAUUUACACAUCUGUAAACUGGGCGAUAAAGAAGAGUCUUUGGUUUGAUGGAAAGCAUUUCUACAUUUGAUAUUUCUUUCCCAUUCAUUAAUUAAGCAUUGUGUGAUUAUUAAUAUUAUUUGCUCUUUGAAGAGAAGAUCGACAAUUG